CUAGGCGCCGCCAGCCGGAAGUCCCGCCUGCUGUGUAGUCUCCGCUGUCGCUGCCGCUGUCGUUGUUGUUGUGGUUGGUGCUCUGAGCUCCGCGGCUCCGAGAGCCGGCUGAGUCCCUUCCCCGCUGUCGCCAUGAAGUGGAUGUUUAAGGAGGACCACUCUCUCGAACAUAGAUGCGUGGAAUCUGCGAAGAUCCGAGCGAAAUAUCCGGACCGGGUUCCGGUGAUUGUGGAAAAAGUGUCAGGCUCUCAGAUUGUUGACAUUGACAAACGGAAGUAUCUGGUUCCAUCUGACAUCACUGUGGCUCAGUUCAUGUGGAUCAUCAGGAAAAGGAUCCAGCUUCCUUCUGAAAAGGCAAUCUUCCUGUUUGUGGAUAAGACAGUCCCACAGUCCAGCCUAACUAUGGGACAACUUUACGAGAAGGAAAAAGAUGAAGAUGGAUUCUUGUAUGUGGCCUACAGUGGAGAGAACACGUUUGGCUUCUGAGAGCCAGUGCGGGGCUAGGUGUACUCUACCUGCUUGUGUAUCUUGUAAAUAGGCGGCCGUUUUCAGUUACUAUUCCAGAUCCUCUUCACCUUAGACCUAUUAGUGCGUUUGUAACUGGAUUGAUUUCUUAAUAUAUUGGGAGGUUUUUGUUUCCUUAGCCUAGUAAAUUAUCAUACAGAGUUUUAUUUUGAGUUUUCUUUUUGUGCACUGUCCUCAUGGCUAUACUCUCCAGAGGUCUUGCUCCUCUGGGAAUCAUAUUUAAUGAAGGUAUUUCCAUAUUGACGUGAGAUAGGUGGGGCAUUAAAGGGAAAGGGAGGAAAAUGAUGCAUUUAUUCUGGAUUAUGUUUGAAGUGUUAGAUGGCUAAGUAUUAAAAGCAUCCAAAUUAAAUCCUUAGCAAUCAGAACACUUGCUUCACUAGAUUUUGCCAACUGCCAAUCGGUUGGACUGAGCUAAUCUGUUCCUCUUUCUGAAACUAUUAAGGUAAAUAAUUAACAAUAAAACUUCCUCUUAUAAAGGCA
Phyllostomus discolor (pale spear-nosed bat) is the source of this 1005-nucleotide messenger RNA. RefSeq names its product GABA type A receptor associated protein like 2 (gene GABARAPL2). Gene Ontology annotation, molecular function: ubiquitin protein ligase binding. The coding region runs from base 133 to 486 and encodes 117 amino acids. The record is from RefSeq and is a predicted model, not a curated record. NCBI's taxonomy places the organism in Eukaryota, Metazoa, Chordata, Mammalia, Chiroptera, Phyllostomidae. Gene Ontology annotation, biological process: macroautophagy; autophagosome assembly; autophagy of mitochondrion. Gene Ontology annotation, cellular component: cytosol; autophagosome membrane; autophagosome. The transcript has 4 exons.